AAUUCAAUUUUGACAUGAAAUGUCGACACUUACUAAUUCACCCUGUAGGUCAAACUAAUAACAAUAUAUUACAUCGUAGACUUCGGCGCCGCCAACCGUCAAAAUCAACUGAUAUUCUGUACCCGACAUUGUUGCUGUACACAAGCCUGUUUUGAUUUUGAAUAACUUUCACAGAAUUUUUAGAGGUUCAAAUUGAAAAAUAAAAUGGCUCUUUCAAAACUUACUAUCAUCAAAUUUUUGGAAAUUGCUUUGACAUUGAUCAUCUUUGUGUUGCAUUACUACAGUUUUCCUAAUGGUGGUGAAAACGGAGAAAUUAUGAUCAUAACGGGAACGUAUGUUGGAUAUGUGAUCAUUUUGGCUGGUAUACUUAUUGGUAUAUUUACUGGAACACCAAUAAGUUCAAAAUUGGAUAUGCUGUUUGUUUUGAUUGGUGCGGCUUUAUACAUUCUUUCUGGAGUUUUGUCCUAUAAGUUCUUCAAUAACUACUGGAUAGGAAAUUCCUCUUCCUAUGUUAGCACAGGAAUGACCAAGGCUUGGUUGUCAGUUAUAAACGGCAUAGUCUUUAUUGUUGAUGCUGUAUUCACGUACCGUGAAAAAUAAUUUUUUUUUUUUACUUCAUAAACCUACCACAAGACAUAUUUUCGUCAUUAAUUAAAAAGCUUAAUAUUUAGCAGAACCCUUUCAUUUUAUUCCUAAAAAUAAUUUAAUUAUUAGGUUUUAGUUUUAAGUUCUCAAAAGGGUAUAUAAUAUUAUUAUUAUAUUUAAAAAGUACAACUUGUAGUUAAUAGUGGCUAUAAUGUUAUUUUGUUAUUAAUUUGACUUUCUAAAUCAAUAAAAAUUGAAAAGAAAAAUUGAUUUUAAUGUUAACAACUUUUUAAAUUGAUAAAUUACUUUUCGAUAAACAAGUUUGUAUAAUUAAUAAAAUAUCAUGCUUAUUUAUUGGAGUAGUUUAGUUUUAUAAAAUAUACUUAAUAAAAGUUAUAAAUAUUUUUUUUUAAAAAAGUAUAAUAAUAUCGAAAAAUGUACAAGAAAUAUAUUUUUAAAACUGUAUGAUAUAAAAUCAUUAAAAAAAAUUUAAGUCAUUCCAUUUUUAUUGAUAUGAUAUAAAAUAUUUUUCAUUGAAAAAAUUUACCACAACUAACUUUGCAACCAUUGUCAAAAUUAUUAGCAACAGUUAAUUAAUUAUUUAUUAUUUAACAAGUUAAUUAGAUUUUUUCAAAAUAUUUAUUUUUUAAACAUAUUGUGCAGUUAGUUUAUGCAAUAAUAUUAUUUUAUGUAAAAAUAUUUGCUUAUUUUGCCUGUGAAAUCAUUUUCUCAUUUAUUUUAUAUUUAUGCAAGACUGUAUUUCAUAUUUUUUAUAUUUUUAUGUACUAUUUGAUAAUAAAAAGCACUGAUUUGAUAA
Daktulosphaira vitifoliae (grape phylloxera) is the source of this 1402-nucleotide messenger RNA. RefSeq lists its product as uncharacterized. The transcript is spliced from 4 exons. Lineage: Eukaryota; Metazoa; Arthropoda; Insecta; Hemiptera; Phylloxeridae. Gene Ontology annotation, biological process: septate junction assembly. The record is from RefSeq and is a predicted model, not a curated record. The coding region runs from base 205 to 600 and encodes 131 amino acids.